Messenger RNA from Cuscuta epithymum, 1153 nucleotides. The record is from the annotation of a GenBank genome assembly. Lineage: Eukaryota; Viridiplantae; Streptophyta; Magnoliopsida; Solanales; Convolvulaceae.
GGUGGAUUACUGCAUUUAAACUUUGAAAGAUUCUAUGGAGAUUUGGUUGAGUUUUUGUUGAAGAACUUUAGACCAAUUUCAGGACAGCUACAACUUGCCAACGGUGAGCUGCUAGAUAUUGAAGAUGAAGAUGUCAAAGCUGUAUUUGGUCUGCCAAAAGGAAAGAUUGAAGUUCAAGAAGCGAAUGCGAAGAAUGAAACUGAAGAGUAUACCCAACUGCUGCAAGAAUGGAGGGAAGAAUGGGGGAUUGAUAAAGGAAGCCCUCAUACAUCAAAAAUGAUUGAAAAAAUAGUUGCAGAUACUGAUUCUGGAGACCGAUUCAUCAGAAACUUUGUGGUCUUUACAGUCUCUUGCCUCAUCAGAGGAAACCAGAGUGUUAGAAGCAAUUUUAAAAUAUUGCUAUCUUUGGUGAAUGUAGCCGAUAUACCAAAGAUGAACUGGUGCAACUACACAAGAAGAUCGUUGAUAGAUGCAUGUGAGGAAUGGCAAGCUAAUCAAUCAAAGAUGUUUAGUGGACCAUUAUUGUUUCUAAUGAUAUGUUACUUUGACCGAGUACAAUUCAAAGGCCAAAUAACGCAGACUGCUUACCCAACAAUUAGAAUCUGGGGCAAGGAGAAAAUUGACAAGAGAGUGAAAGAUGAGAGAAAGGUGGGUUUUGGUCUGGGGAAGGUGACAAAGCGAAUAAUAAUAGUGGAAGAUGAAGAUGAAGAUGAAGAAAAAGAAGGAAAGGAAGAUGAAGAAAAUGAAGAUGCUGAAAUGUUGUCAAAGGAGGAUUGUGUGAAGGAGAUUAUAGCUGUGGCACAAAAGUUUAGUGAUGCUUUUGUUGAAUUUUCAAAGUUGCCAUCGACAAUUUCAAAAAGAUUCCCAAACUCAGAUAUCUUGAAAAAGAUAUACAUGACGACUGCUGAUUACUUCAUCAAGCAAGCUAAUGGCAAAGAGCAGGCCAAUGAGAAUCAGAGAUUGUUUGAGAAGUGCACAUUGGAAGAAGAUGAUGAUUUCUUCAAUGAACCUGGUGUAAUGGAAGCACUUAUAAACCUUGAGAAAGCUGCACUACUGAAAUUCUCAAUGCCUUCAUUUGAUUUGGGCAUUGAGUUUACCAUGUCUCAACCUGAAGCAAAUGCCAAUCCAAAGAAUCAGAAGCAGACUGAUGAAC